GGGAUGCAGUUUUCUGCUGAAAAAUAUUGAUCUAUAAUUCUUUUUUUUUUCUAUCUACAAUUCUUGCAGGGCAGUCUGUAUUUAAGCCGGUGCAUGCUUUAACUUGCAGCUUCUCCAGGAACCCUGUGGGUAAAAAGCAUACGACUUGGGGUUCCGAGUCUGACCUUCAUGGCCUAUUUGCUGUGCGGCCACGGGCUAAGAGGCUUUGCUUCUCUGAGCCUCGUUUUCAUUACUUGAAAAAUGGAAAAAAUGACACUUAAGUAAUUCAUUGUUCAGGCAAAUAUUACUUCAUGCGUGUCCGCACCGAAUUCUGUGGGAGAUUUUAAAAAAUGAAAGUAGCACACAGCCCUUGCCUUCCAGGAAGUUAGUUUAGUUGGAGAGAGAAGCCAUAGCAAGAAAGGUUAGUUGAGAAAAGGCAGCAGGGCUCUGUCCGCAGGGUCAGGCCUCCUAGGGAGUGGGGGUGGCUCUCAUCGCUAACUGGAUAACAAGCUGACACCCACAGUUCCGAGCGGAACCAGAAGUCCCACGUGGUGGUUUUGCAAUAGACUAUUUUCAUGUUUACCAAGCAGUUGAGGGAGGGGCUAAUAGUGUCGAUACUUUAGCAACUCAGAGAACUAACAGGUUGCGUUGAGCUUUGACUAAAAUUAAUGUUGGAAGUUCUUCCAUUUUGAGGCAACUUUGAACCAGUGCAAUGGCGACUGCGGUGAGCAGGGCUCCCAAGAAUGCUGACCUGUGGGCCUCGCAUGACAAAAUGCUGGCGCAGCCCCUGAAAGACAGCGACAUCGAGGUUUACAACAUCAUUAAGAAGGAGAGUCACCGGCAGAGGGUUGGACUGGAGCUGAUCGCCUCAGAGAAUUUCGCCAGCCGAGCAGUUUUGGAGGCCCUGGGCUCUUGCUUAAAUAACAAGUACUCCGAGGGGUACCCUGGCCAGAGGUAUUACGGCGGGACUGAGUUUGUUGAUGAGCUGGAGAUCCUCUGUCAGAAGCGAGCGCUGCAGGUCUACGGUCUGGACCCCCAGUGCUGGGGGGUCAACGUCCAGCCCUACUCGGGCUCCCCUGCCAACUUCGCAGUGUACACCGCCCUGGUGGAACCCCACGGGCGCAUCAUGGGCCUGGACCUGCCCGACGGAGGCCACCUGACCCACGGGUUCAUGACGGACAAGAAGAAAAUCUCUGCUACAUCCAUCUUUUUUGAAUCUAUGCCCUAUAAGGUGAACCCCGACACUGGCUACAUCAACUACGACCAGCUGGAGGAAAACGCCCGCCUCUUCCACCCGAAGCUCAUUAUCGCAGGAACCAGCUGCUACUCCCGAAACCUGGACUACGCUCGAUUGCGGAAGAUUGCCGAUGACAACGGGGCGUAUCUCAUGGCUGACAUGGCGCACAUCAGCGGGCUGGUGGCGGCUGGCGUGGUGCCCUCCCCCUUCGAACACUGCCACGUGGUGUCCACCACCACCCACAAGACCCUGCGAGGCUGCCGCGCGGGCAUGAUCUUCUACAGGCGAGGAGUGCGCAGCACGGACCCCAAAACCGGCAAAGAGAUCCUGUACAACCUGGAGUCGCUCAUCAACUCUGCUGUGUUCCCAGGGCUGCAGGGAGGGCCCCACAACCACGCCAUUGCUGGGGUGGCCGUGGCUCUGAAGCAGGCCAUGACUCCAGAGUUCCGGGUGUACCAGCAGCAGGUGGUGGCCAACUGCAGGGCGCUGGCUGAGGCCCUGACGGAGCUGGGCUACAAAAUAGUAACAGGUGGUUCUGACAACCAUUUGAUCCUCGUGGAUCUCCGCUCCAAAGGCACAGAUGGUGGCCGGGCUGAGAAGGUGCUAGAAGCCUGUUCUAUUGCUUGCAACAAGAACACCUGCCCAGGUGACAGAAGCGCCCUGCGGCCCAGUGGGCUGCGACUGGGGACCCCAGCACUGACGUCCCGAGGACUUCUGGAAACAGAGUUCCAGAAAGUAGCCCACUUUAUUCACAAAGCCUCACAGGCGGCACCUCUCAGCCCGACUGUGCAGCCGCCAGCAGCGCCGGGCAGUCGGUGGCCGAGGCUCCCUGUGGUCCCGCCUGGAAGGCACCUGUGGCCUAGUGUCCAGUGUGUUGGCGAUGGCUCCAGCGCAGUCUCUGGCUGAAGACGAAGGGACAUAUCCAAGACCCCUUGUGUAGCCCCAGAAGCCAGGGCUCCCCACCAGCAGCAGCAAAGUGCCCAUUCCCUCUCUCCUGCGUCCUCCUCCCGUGUGUAACAACCUUACUAGGUGAGGCCAUGUUAGGUCAGUGCUCAACAGAGAAAGGCUCAGGAAACCUUGGUGUGCUCCAGCCUUAUCAGCUGAGACCGUUUUUGUUUCUAGCCAGAAGCAGAAACUUGAUGCUUUUUCCUUAUCUCUUUUAAAGAUUCCAGUUUUUUCACUUUAACAGUAUUGGAGAAAAAUCAGAAAGCUGGCUGGUUUGAUUCAGAGCACGAACCAAAACACAUUCUUCUGACAUAGGAGGUAGCAUCUGAUUGCUAGCUUGGGGAAUCAGUGCCUCUGAAGUCCCCCCACCCCCGGCUGGCCACCAGCUGAGUGCUACCACCUGUGCAAAGAUGACGUAGCAGCAGCUGACCUGCCCUGCAGCGUCGGGCCAGGGAGUGGGGCAGGCGGUGGUCAGUGCAAAGGCAAGAUCUUCAAGACCACUCUUGGCCUCCAGACACACAUCUGUACCACAACAGGCCUGGCAUUUGGGGUAGAAAUACUGGCCUUCCUUGGAUUUUGAAAUGGGAUUUGUUGUUUGUUGGGGGUUGAAGUCUACUAUACUUCGAAUACAAUAACCUGAAAUAAAGUUAAAAGCUAAAUGGGAAAUAACAGGUGAGCUACCAUGGCCCGUUUCCAAAUCUGGUGUAAUGUGUAUAACCUCAGCCAUUGCAGUCAAUUAUGGAAAAGUCACAAUUUCUAAACUUCAAAGAUCCCACUACAGGAGCAAGGUCCCUGGGUGCUGUGACGCUUCAGCCGUGCGCUAACGGAGCUCCUGGGGGUCACUACGUGACUGCAGCCCAGGCAGCUCUGUGACCGGGGACUGCGUGGACAAAGGGAAGGGAGGCAGGUAAAGGAAGCAAAGAAAACUCCGUUUCAGUGCCUGGGCCUUUGUGGGACUAAAGAAUUAAUAGGGGCACCGAUGUCCUUGAUUGUCUGGGAAGUGUUUGUAAAUGUUUUAUUAACACUGGGCUAUACUACAGGACAACAUCAAACCACAGUUCUUGAAGAAAUGAUCAGUCCGUUGCAUAGGGCUCCCCACCAUUACCCUUUAUAGCUGCAUCUGCUAGGUCCCACUUCAGUCUCAACUGCCUCUGCCCAAACCCCCCAGCCCAAGUGCCACUUCCAUCCCUUUGAAAAGAAACACACUGGGCAUCAGGCAAUCCUUUGAAACUGUCACCCUGAAAAGUUAGAUUUUAACCCAAAUUUAAAUCCUGGAGUUCACCCUCUCCUCAGUGAGGCCAAUGCACUUCUCCGUGCGGAACCAGCUCCCGUGCGCUGCCCCGUGGGCUCUGGCCCGCGCUGUGGAGCAGCCUCUCCUGUUUACAGCCACUGCCGUGCCUUAGUCCUCAGGCCUUCGGGACUGUCCUUGAGGCCAAGCUUCUGAGCACACACCCUCCAAAGCGGACGUCUAUGGCAGACAUGGCUGUGGGCUCCUAGAAGGCCGUUUCCCCUGCCUAUGUCCGUUUCCAAUGAGAACAGUGUUAACCAGAGUCCGUGUCGAGGGAAACAGGAAUGAGACAUCAGUGUUAGUGCCAGCGGUCACUGUCCAUCUUGUCCCUGGGACCCUAAGGCCUUUCUCCCCUUGGAGGUAAGAUGGCACGAGCUCAUGCUCCUGGAGGCCUAAGUGACAGCAAUUAGCCACCCAGUUAGAAACAAAGCAGCAUCUUGAACACGAAGGAGGGGAGCCGGUCGCAGGCCCGGAGCUCACUGAGAAGCAGGCUUCCUGUGCAGCCUUCCCGCAGGCCAACACCUCACCUGUCAAAGCUGCCGGCAGCUCCUGGAGCGCCGUCUUGUGUGUGAACAUGCAACAGCCGGAGGUACAAGGAAACCAACAAGUGUAAGCAACACCAUUUACCACCAAAGUUCUCAGUCACGGCCUCAGGGGCAAACUCACACAUCCAGAAAGACAGCCACGUGAGAAGGCCUUCCUCUUUUCUGGAGGAAAUCCCUGCCCUGACAGGAAUGGGGACUGACCAGAAACUGCUGGGUGGGAGCCAACGGGCCGUAUCCUGUGCAGAGGACCUGGGCGAGGAAGGGACCAAAGGAGUGAUGGGACGCAAACCCUCCUUAGUCACCAGAGGUGUGCCUCUCCUCUGUGACUUCAAUGGUGUGCCCCACACUGACAGGCAGACCAGGUCUCAGCACGCAGGGCACGGCCCCAGUAGAUACGCACACGCGCCCAGGAGCACCACUUGUCACUGGCUCAGGGUUGUUUUAUCACAACUUUGUGGGAACAAAUUAAAAAGCAGUAAUACCGAGAGUUCUCCCUACUUAAGGGGGAAAA
Molecule: messenger RNA, 4505 nt
Organism: Myotis brandtii (Brandt's bat)
Lineage: Eukaryota; Metazoa; Chordata; Mammalia; Chiroptera; Vespertilionidae
Gene: SHMT1
Product: serine hydroxymethyltransferase 1 (soluble)
Exons: 12
Coding region: 692-2122 (476 amino acids)
Biological process (GO): protein homotetramerization; tetrahydrofolate interconversion; cellular response to leukemia inhibitory factor
Cellular component (GO): nucleus; cytosol; cytoplasm
Molecular function (GO): mRNA 5'-UTR binding; protein homodimerization activity; mRNA regulatory element binding translation repressor activity
Source: RefSeq, a predicted model, not a curated record